AUGACUUCUUCAGACAUUCCAACUUGCCGUUGGGGCAUCAUCACUACGGGCCUGAUUUCAUCAUGGUUCGUGGGAGAUUUGGUAAUGCCUCGCACUGACGCCAAGGCAAAUCACAUCAUACAGGCAAUUGGCUCGUCCAGCUUGGGAAAGAGUAAAGACUUUGCAGAAAAGCUUCUCAAGGAUACCGAGGCCAAGCCUGCCUUGUAUGGCAGCUACGAAGAGGUCUACCAGGACCCAAACGUGGACUGCAUAUACAUUGGAAGCCCUCACGGCUUUCACAAGCGAGAUUGUCUCAAUGCCAUUGCUGCUGGCAAGAACGUUCUCUGCGAAAAGGCCUUUACGCUUAAUGCCAAGGAAGCAAAGGAAGUUUUUGCCGCCGCCAAAGCAAAGGGUGUUUACAUUGCAGAGGCCAUGUGGCUUCGUCACCGUCCCCUGGUUGCAGACCUGAGAAAGCUGCUGUACAAGGACAAGGCCAUUGGCAACGUGUUUCGGACAACUUCGGACUUUCAAAUGUACUUGGACAUUGCCGGACUACCUUCUACUUCACGUUACAAGGAUGUGAGCCUCGGUGCUGGCUCCUUGCUUGAUAUUGGCAUUUACCCCUUGACUUGGGCAAUCUUGACGCUAGAAGCCGAUGCGCCAGCGCAGAGAGAAAUGCCAACUAUCAAGGCCGCCCAGUCCUUUGUGGACGGCAUCGAAGUCACGACGACCAUCCUUCUUCACCACCCCAGCACCGAUCGUCAGGCCAUUGUCACCUCGUCAACGGAGCGAGCCUAUGGAGCUACUCCCGCCUCUAGCAAUACUAUUGCCACCAUUGACGGUACCGAUGGGUUUGUAGAAGUGGAAGGUCACGUACCCUCCCACCCUAGAUCAUUCACCGUGUACCCGAAAUGGACUGGAGACGAGAAGCCCAAGGGAAAGAAGUACGACUACCAAAGACCCCAGCAAGGCUUCAUCUACGAGGCCGAUAAUACAGCACUAGACCUCGCGGCUGGAAAGAAGGAGAGUAGCAUCAUGCCUUGGUCUGAGACCAUUCGUGUUCUCGAGAUCAUGGACGAAGUCAGACGUCAAGGUGGCACCAAGUAUCCAGUAGACUAA
This is a messenger RNA of Pestalotiopsis fici W106-1, 1098 nucleotides long. RefSeq lists its product as uncharacterized. The transcript is spliced from 2 exons. The record is from RefSeq and is a predicted model, not a curated record. NCBI's taxonomy places the organism in Eukaryota, Fungi, Ascomycota, Sordariomycetes, Amphisphaeriales, Sporocadaceae. Gene Ontology annotation, molecular function: nucleotide binding. The coding region runs from base 1 to 1098 and encodes 365 amino acids.